CGUGUGUGUGUGUUUCCGACCUUCACGACGACGACGGGCCCAAUGACCGUGGACUUGUCUCCGGGACAGCAGUCCAAGACGUCCCGGACGCAACACGACGACGCCAUGCCCGGCGGUCCGGCACCGCCGUCGUUCCUCAUUCGCGACAUUCUGAGUGAAGCCAGUUCGGGAAGUUCGGGACUGCAUCCCGGCGCCGGCUUGGGACUGCCGUUCUCGCACCCGGCCAUGCACGCGUUGGGACACUUGCCGCGACCUAUCAGUCCGGCGGACAGCUAUUCCAGGAACUCCGACCGCGACGAUGGACAAGGUAGCGAGUCUCCAGAGAGGACGUCAGAGUCGCCUCCUGGCGGUAGCAUGUGCUCGUUAAAAAUGAAAAAGCAACGAAAAGCUCGAACAGCCUUCACGGAUCAUCAGCUUCAAACGCUGGAGAAGAGCUUCGAAAGACAGAAGUAUUUGAGCGUCCAGGACCGAAUGGAACUCGCUGCCAAGCUGAACCUCACGGACACGCAAGUCAAGACGUGGUACCAGAAUAGAAGGACAAAAUGGAAGCGACAAACUGCCGUAGGCCUUGAACUUCUCGCAGAGGCCGGAAACUACGCCGCUGUUCAACGCAUGCUGCAGUCUUCCCCUUACUGGCUGUCCAGCUACUCUGGGGUCGCCUCGCAAUCGUCUCUGGGUGCCAUGGCUGCUCUAGACCUGUAUUACCGCCAGGCUGCUCUCCAGAAGCCGAUGGCAUACAGGCUGUAUCCGGGUGUGCCAGGUGUACCACCGAUUCCCACACAGGCGACAGCAACUAACGGCCUACCAGGACCCAAUGGAAGCGCUGGAUCUCUUUCUCUUCCUGUGGUGAACUCGAGCACACCGCCAACGUUAACAACGUCUGCCUCCGGGUCUCCGACGGCGACGAGCUCACCGAUACCUUCUGUGUCGUCUCCCUACUUGCACACAAGAGAAUCGUGCUAGUACAGAACUUUCUAGUGGAGGACUUUGUGCCAGGACAUUCCGGGACACUAUUGCUCAUUGUAGAAGAAUGUGAUGCCACUUGGAAACUUGGGGUCGUAGGGGCGCUGGUGAGGUAAAUAGGGGUGCAGUGUCUGACGCGAGACAUGGCUUAACAUGAAUGAAAUUGCAAAAGGUUAAACGACAAGAGAUGUUCAUAGUCGUGUUCAACCUAACAACGGCACAUUUAAGCUCCGCCCAUUGGCUGCAAUCACUUGCCGCAUCACUAUACACCGCGAAAAGUAGUGCGCCGACAGGUGGCGCUGCAGUAGACUUUCUCCCACUUUCUCAGAGUAGCUCUGUUAC
Molecule: messenger RNA, 1305 nt
Organism: Ornithodoros turicata
Lineage: Eukaryota; Metazoa; Arthropoda; Arachnida; Ixodida; Argasidae
Product: homeobox protein B-H2-like
Exons: 3
Coding region: 43-963 (306 amino acids)
Biological process (GO): regulation of DNA-templated transcription
Molecular function (GO): DNA binding; DNA-binding transcription factor activity, RNA polymerase II-specific
Source: RefSeq, a predicted model, not a curated record